AUGCUCAGCAUAAUCAAGCCUCCUGUCCAAUUAAUCAUUUCGAUCUCAGCCCUUGAAGUUGAUAACUAUUCUAUCCCAGAUCGAUCAUCCUUAUCUCCUUCAGCCUAUUACCACCUUCAGACAGUCCUGUUCACUGGUUUUAUUGUUAUUUUGUUAUUCAUUCCUGAUCCAGCCCUGUUCUAG
Molecule: messenger RNA, 183 nt
Organism: Melampsora larici-populina 98AG31
Lineage: Eukaryota; Fungi; Basidiomycota; Pucciniomycetes; Pucciniales; Melampsoraceae
Exons: 3
Coding region: 1-183 (60 amino acids)
Source: RefSeq, a predicted model, not a curated record